UGCAUGUCAUUACAACAUUCCUGUUGUUGUUUCUGGAUGACAUGUACUUAUUUCCUUUAAUAAGCUUCUCACUUUAUUUUCAUUACAGGUGACAGAACAUUCAUUCCUGUUGUUGUUUCAGGAUGACAUGUACUUAUUUCCUUUAAUAAGCUUCUCACUUUAUUUUCAUUACAGGUGACAGAACAUUCAUCGAAAAAAAUCAAGUUCACAAGAAAUUCUAUGGGGUUCCCGCAAUUGACGAAGCCUCGUGAAAUUGAGCCUCAAAGUGAUGAAGAUGAGCCAUGUUGUGUUGACGAGCAGAAUGAAGAAGAACUCAUUCAGGACAAUGGAGAAAUGAAUUCACAAGUUUGGGAUGAAUUGGGCAAGAUUGCUCUUGAUCAGGCAGAGCGGGCUGCAUCAAGAUGGGGAUCGGCCUCCUUGGGAAGAACUGUGCAAACUUUUUCAAAGGCAGAUGCUGCGCUUGCUUAUGUUAAUGAACAUGCGAAGUUCAUAUGCCCAGUCAUUCUUGCAUAUGAGUUACAUAAAUCACUGUCGGGUUUCGAGUAUGUUGUGAUGGAGCGAGAUGAUUUUCUGAUGCGGUACAGGGACAUGAGUGAUGGAGAACGUGCGUUUUAUGAACUGAUUCACCCUGUGAGUCUACCAAAGAUAAAUGUCAUCUAUAUUUCGAUUUGAAAUUUCCAACCUGUUUGAACCAGGAGAAAAAUGGUGUUGCAAUGGCUGAUGGUGACUAUGAACCGGAUAGCAUCAGAGUUUCCUCAUGCAGAACAUGAGAGUGCAUGGAUACUUGAAACAGACUCAUCAAGGGAGGAAAAAUUCUCUAGGCAUGUGCUGAUCAAAGUACCUGGAUUGGUAUUCCGCAACAAUCAGGAGUUGUUGCCUUUUGUGUCAAAGAUUUGUCAGCAGAUAGAAAGCAACACGACAAAAUUUCAAGCAUAUCGAGAUCUGCUUGUUCAAACGAAGAACGACACAAGAUUGUUUGUAGAUCUUUCAGUCUACAAAAGGGAGCAGUUGAUGAGGCUGCCAUUUUCAACAAAGGAAGGACUUUUCUCACACUUGCUGCCAAAGGGGCAUUUUGGGACUCCUCAGAUUGCGGUAUGUUUUAUUUUACAAACACUUUUUUUGAAGGUUUUUCCUUUCGUAAUGAAAUUAAUGCUGCACG
Chara braunii is the source of this 1159-nucleotide messenger RNA. The record is from the annotation of a GenBank genome assembly. Lineage: Eukaryota; Viridiplantae; Streptophyta; Charophyceae; Charales; Characeae.